Epinephelus fuscoguttatus (brown-marbled grouper) is the source of this 1641-nucleotide messenger RNA. RefSeq names its product Yip1 domain family, member 4 (gene yipf4). Gene Ontology annotation, biological process: endoplasmic reticulum to Golgi vesicle-mediated transport; vesicle fusion with Golgi apparatus. Gene Ontology annotation, cellular component: membrane; trans-Golgi network. NCBI's taxonomy places the organism in Eukaryota, Metazoa, Chordata, Actinopteri, Perciformes, Serranidae. Bases 180 to 893 code for a protein of 237 amino acids. The transcript has 6 exons. The record is from RefSeq and is a predicted model, not a curated record.
UCCUGCUUUCCACCGCAGAAGUGACAGACGGAACGAAAACAAAAUGCGAUAGUUUAACUUCGCCGAUGAGCUGUGAUCGAUAACAGCGUCGUUAUCGCUUCUCGGCGUAUUUCACUGACAGCCUAUUUAAAUGUCAUAUAUCUGUACCUGAGGCGCGUGGCAGUAAUAUAAAAUUAACCAUGCAGUUCUCUCCCACCAACGGAGAUUUCACGUUCGUCUCCUCGACAGAGGCUGAAGAGCUCAGCGGCACCAUCAGUGCCCCAGAUAUAAAGCUAAACAUGGGCAGUGAGAGCGGUAAAGAUCCAUAUGCCACCACCUUCCUGAGGCAGCGAGGCUAUGGAUGGCUGCUGGAAGUGGAGGAGGAUGACAGUGAAGAGACCAAACCCCUUUUGGAGGAGCUGGACAUUGACCUGAAGGACAUCUAUUACAAGAUUCGAUGUGUGCUGAUGCCAAUGCCAUCACUGGGUUAUAACCGGCAGGUGGUCAGAGACAACCCGGACUUCUGGGGCCCUCUAGCUGUGGUGCUGCUCUUCUCCAUGAUCUCCAUCUAUGGACAGUUCAGGGUCGUGUCUUGGAUCAUCACCAUCUGGAUAUUUGGAUCGCUAACAAUCUUCCUGCUGGCUCGUGUUCUCGGUGGCGAGGUUUCCUUCGGCCAGGUUCUGGGAGUGAUUGGAUAUUCCCUUCUGCCUCUCAUCGUUAUAGCCCCUCUGCUCUUAGUGAUCGGAGGGUUUGAGGUCGUUUCUACACUAAUCAAACUGUUCGGAGUGUUCUGGGCUGCUUACAGUGCUGCUUCACUGCUCGUCGGAGAUGAAUUUAAAACAAAGAAGCCCCUUCUCAUAUAUCCCAUUUUCCUUUUGUAUAUCUACUUCCUAUCAUUAUAUACUGGUGUGUGACUGGAUGAGUUGAAACUGUGGACCUUUUCAUGGACAUUGGCCCUGGAGCAUGGGGAAAGAAGUCAAACUAUGGAACCAGGAUUUUUUUAAAAGGUGUUUAUUUCUUUUUUAACUCUAUUAAAUCCUAGAUGGUGGGGAUGUUGGGAAUAUAUAUAUCUAUGUAUAUAGUUUUGUCCCUUAUGUCUUUGGUCAAUAAAUUGCAUAUGCUUUUACAGCUUAAACUUCAGUAUGCAGACUUACUGUUAUAAACCGCAGGAAAUAGUCACAGGGUUGUAUAUUAAUUUAAUGAUUUUUUUUUUUUUACUCUUUAUCCCACUGAAGAAUGUGGUGCCAAAUAUUUGUGGUGUUUAUGUUCAUGCUGAAGGAAGAAAAUGUGAGACACGCCACCGCAAAGAACGAAGGAGAUUGUUGUGCAUUAUGUUCUUCAUUGUUAUGCACUGUAAUGUACUAUGAGAAGUGUCCAUCCAAGUGUCCAUUUUCGUUGUACACGAACUUGUUUUCAUAAUUUAUGGAUUCCAGCAGCAGAAGCAGGUCGACUGGGGCAGUUCGAGUGUUACAAACCAUUGUCUGCUAAAUGUGGUGCCUUUUUCUCCCCACCCAUUAGUCCUGUUUGUCAGCCAUUUAAUGCAGGAAUAUAAUCAUUUGAUCAGUAAUUACAGUAAAUUGAUAUAGUUAUUUGUCACUUAACAUCUGGUAUUUCCUGACUGAUUUUUUCAUUAUAUACAGUAAACACAGCUGGUCACACUAA